AGCAUUUCACAGAAAAGGAAUUUCAGCACAGCUGCAUAUGCUGUAACAAGACAGUCAAGCAAUCCUGCCUGCACUGACAAAUACGCCCUGUGUUUGUUUUUUUUAAUUCAUUAUUAUUUGAAGAGAAACCAAUAAUCAUCUGAAGGACUCAGGGUCAAGGGUUUCACGCUUUUUACACUUUUCUUACUGCAAAUGGCAUCAUUUUGAUCAGAGUUUCUUCACAACCUUGAAGCAAUAACAACUCACCUUACCUGAGAGCUCAGAGAUUGAUCAUGACUUCAGUGCUGGGGUUUGCCUUGCUGGGUUUGGCUCUGAUAGCAGGGCCUUGUGUGGCCUUUAUCCCCAUCGGAGGUGGAUCGUCCACUCAUGUCAGUAUCACAGGAAUGGCCCUGCUGGGGAAAGUGAAGGAGGUGUGUCAGGCAGUGGCUGAUGAAGGCGGUUAUGAGUUCAAACCCACGGGUUCUUCUCCCGAGGAACUGGUCCAGGGCUGCCUCGGACCCACAGCAACAGGAAUCGUCUCAGGCGCCAAAUUUCACACCGCUCUUCAAGAAAUCUACACACAGAAUGGACUGGUAGACCGAGACUUUUCCAACAGUGCUCCGCACCAUUUCAACUCAGAGACUUUCAAUGAGGGCCGUGGCCUAAUCCUGGAGGGCAUGGGAGCCAUUAAGGCUAACAUUCGCUCGGAGAGCUACAAGGCUGCCAGAGAAGCACUGGGCAGAGUCCUUCAUACACUCCAGGACUUCUAUAGCCACAGUAACUGGGUGGAGCUGCAAAACACAGAACCAUAUAUCAACCUCCUACGCCCAGAUCUGCCACUGGACAACCUGGCAGAUGUGAACACUCCCACCUGCAGUGACUGUGAAAGUGGAUCUUGUCCCAAUCCCAUCCUUCCCAACAUCCUGCGUGAAAAGAAGCUUACAUCAGGCUACAUGGGAGUCUACUUUUCUUCCAAACCUAAAGGUAAAUGUAGCCAUGGAGGUAAAGGUGACCUGACAAGCACUAUUGUUCCUCGUGGUGGCAUCAGCAAAGACGAGCGUCGCUUUGACAACAUAGCUGCCCACAAUGCUGCUGUGAAUUUAGCCACAAGUGCAAGUACCCAGCUCCUGGAGGACAUCGUCUUGGCUGUCGGGAACAAGGAAUUUCUGAAAAUGAUGGGGAUUGCCCGCUCAUCUGUGGUGUGCUUUGUCAUUGACACCACUGGCAGUAUGUCUGAUGACAUCGCUGAAGCAAGGAAAGUUGUUUAUGAAAUCAUUGACAGCAAAAAAGGAACACAGGACGAGCCCUCUGAGUACAUCCUGGUGCCCUUCAAUGACCCGGACUUUGGACCCAUGUUCAGAACAGAAGACCCUGAUAAGAUGAAGAAAGCCAUCUCAGAUCUCAAACCUCGAGGGGGAGGUGACAUCCCUGAGAUGUGUCUGUCAGCACUUCAGUUGGCUCUCACUGGUGCCCCAUCGUCUUCCCACAUCUAUGUUUUCACUGAUGCUGCAGCAAAAGACAUUGAACUCAAGGACACCAUUGCUGCUCUCAUCAGAACCAGCAAGUCUACGGUGUCAUUCUUCAUGACUAGCAGAAGUAAGAAGCGCCGUCGCAGGGCCACAAGUAGUGCCUUUGAUGCCUACAAGGAACUGGCUCUGGCCUCUGGAGGCCAGGCCAUUGAGGUGUCCAAGAAACAGCUGCCUCAGGCCACAGGUGUUAUCCGUGAUACCUCAACCUCAGCUCUGGUAGGACUCAGCUGUUCCACUGAUUUAUAAGAUAAGACAACAGCU
This is a messenger RNA of Solea senegalensis (Senegalese sole), 1769 nucleotides long. Its product is annotated as von Willebrand factor A domain-containing protein 7-like. The record is from RefSeq and is a predicted model, not a curated record. The coding region runs from base 273 to 1754 and encodes 493 amino acids. Lineage: Eukaryota; Metazoa; Chordata; Actinopteri; Pleuronectiformes; Soleidae. The transcript is spliced from 11 exons.